AUGCUCGCUGGCGCGAGGUUGCUGCUGCUGGUCGGCUCGGCGGCCGCUUUCGUGGCACGCGGGCCGGCGCCGCUCUCGCCGCACGCGCCGGCGGCGGCGCGCUCCGGUGCGGUCCUCGCCAAGAAGAAGGCGGAGGAGGAGGGGCUCUACUCGGACACCGUCUCGCUGCCUCAGACGUCCUUUUCGCAGCGGGCGAUGGCGGCGACGCGGGAGCCGGAGCUGCAGCAGUUUUGGUCCGAGAAGCGCGUCUACGAGCGCCUCUGCGAGACCAAUCCCGGCGAGCCAUUCACGCUGCACGACGGCCCGCCGUACGCCAACGGCGACCUCCACAUCGGCCACGCGCUCAACAAAGUGCUCAAGGACGUCAUCAACAAGUACCAGCUGCUGCGCGGCCGCAAGGCGCGCUUCGUGCCCGGCUGGGACUGCCACGGCCUCCCGAUCGAGCUCAAGAUUACAAUCUCGCUCACAGGAGCCGAGCGGCAGGCGCUGACGCCGAUCGAUCUGCGGAAGAAGGCGGCCGCCUUUGCGCGGGAGACGGUCGACAAGCAGCGAACCUCCUUCCAGCGGUGGGGCGUCUGGGCGGACUGGUCUGCGCCCUACCUCACCCUGCAGCCAGAAUACGAGGCGAGAUGGGCCGAGAGGAGCCGAGAGGAGCCGAGAUCUGCCCAGCUGGGAGUGUUUGGGGCGAUGUUCCUGCAGGGCCUCCUCCGUCGUAGCCCCCGUGCGGUGCACUGGUCGCCGUCCUCUCGCACCGCGCUGGCAGAGGCGGAGUUGGAGUACCCGGAGGGGCACACCUCUCAGUCCAUCUACGUUGCCUUCGACGCAGAGAGCAUCGCCAUCCGCACGCCUCCACUCAUCUCUUCACAGCGCAGCUUGUGCCUCCGCAUCGCUAUCUGGACCACCACGCCGUGGACCAUCCCCGCGAACCUCGCGGUCGCCGUCAACGCCAACCUCGACUACUCCGUCGUCGCCGCCCCGCAGAGCGCGGGAGGCGGCCGGCUGCUGGUCGCGACGGAGCGGAGCGCUAGAUGCGGAAAGGAAGCAAGCAAGGAGGCGGGACGCAGUCAGACCAGCGAUUGGGACACCAGCGUGGGCACCACGUACACGCACCCGCUGGCGGGGCGCAGCUCGAUGGUUGUGGAGGGCGGCGACUACAUCACAACAGAGUCCGGCACCGGCCUUGCGCCGGGCCACGGUCAGGAGGACUACCAGACGGGCCUCAAGUACGGCCUCGAGCUGCUCUCGCCCGUGGACGACGCGGGGCGGUUCACCGAUGAGGCUGGAGACGGCCUCGCAGGCUUGAAUGUGCUCGGCGACGGCAACACGGCGGUCAUCGAGAAGCUCAAGACGAGCGGCAACUUGCUCAGCGUCGAUCCGUACCAGCACAAGUACCCGUACGACUGGAGGACGAAGAAGCCAACCAUCUUUCGCGCCACGUCGCAGUGGUUUGCGUCGGUCGACGGGUUCCGCGACGGCGCCCUCGCCGCAAUCGGCGAGACAGAGUGGCUGCCAGCGGUCGGCGAGCGGCGCAUCACCGCGAUGACGCAGUCUCGCUCCGACUGGUGCAUCUCGCGGCAGCGCACUUGGGGCGUCCCGAUCCCGGUGUUCUACGACCGGCAGACCGACGAGCCUCUCCUCAACGAGGAGACGCUUUCGCACGUGCAGAGGCUAGUUGCAGAGCACGGGACCGACGUCUGGUGGACGUCGACCGAGGCGGAGCUGCUGCCCGAGCCGUACGCUUCGGACGCGGGCCGCUGGCGCAAGGGGACCGACACGAUGGACGUCUGGUUCGACUCUGGCUCGUCUUGGGCCUCGGUGGCGGAGGCGCGGGAGGGGCUGCGCUACCCCGCCGACCUCUACCUCGAGGGCUCGGACCAGCACCGAGGCUGGUUCCAGUCGUCGCUGCUCACGUCAGUGGCGUCGCGUGGCCAGGCGCCGGACAAAGGCCUUGCGCCGUAUAAGGCUGUGCUCACGCACGGCUUCGUCCUCGACGAGAAGGGCUUCAAGAUGUCAAAGUCGCUCGGGAACGUCGUCGACCCUAAGCUGAUCACCGACGGCGGCAAGAACCUCAAGGCUCAGCCCGCGUACGGCGCCGACGUGCUGCGGCUCUGGGUCGCGUCGUCAAACUACGCUGCGGACGUCUGCAUCGGCGACUCCAUCAUCAAGCAGACCUUCGAGGCGUACCGCAAGAUGCGCAACACGGCCCGAUUCCUCCUCGGCAACUUGCACGACUUCGACCCCGCCGUCGACGCCGUGCCGCUCGCGGAGCUGCCCGAGCUCGACGUGUACGUGCUCGGCCUGCUGGACGGCCUGCUGGCGGAGGUGCGCGCGGCGUACGACGCCUACUCCUUCUCGCGCGCGGUCGGCGCGCUCCAGCAGUUCCUCGUCUCGGACCUGUCCAACUUCUACCUCGACGACCGGCUCUACAUCGCGGCGCCCGACGAGCCACGCCGCCGCUCCUGCCAGACGGUCCUCUCCCGCGUCGUGGAGUCCGUCGCCGCCGCCGCCGCGCCCGUGCUUCCGCACCUGGCCGAGGACAUUUACCAGAACCUUCCCUACGCGACGCCGCACGCGUCCGUUUUCGAGGCGGGCUGGCCGGCGGCGGCGCCGGCACAGGGCGAGGAGCGGCGCGGUCGCGCGGCGUGGGCGGCGGUGCGCUCGCUGCGCGACGAGGUGAACCGGAACCUUGAGCUCGCGCGCGCGGAGAAGGCGUUGGGCGCGUCGCUGGAGGCCAAGGUGUUGCUGCACUGCGCGGACCCGGCGGUGUCAGAAGCCCUCGCGCGCUGGUCGGGCGCAAGCAACGGCGUCGACGAGCUGCGCUUCCUCUUUCUGACCUCGCAGGUUGAGCUACACACACACACACACACACACACACACACACACACACACACACACACACACACACACACACACACACACACACACACACACACACACACACACCGCUUGCCCACGCCCUCCGGGCCUUGCACUUUCAAUGCCGUGGGGCUCCUGUCGUCUAGACGUGGAGUCGCGAGGGACUAG
Messenger RNA from Emiliania huxleyi CCMP1516, 3024 nucleotides. RefSeq names its product putative mitochondrial isoleucine tRNA synthetase. The record is from RefSeq and is a predicted model, not a curated record. Gene Ontology annotation, biological process: isoleucyl-tRNA aminoacylation. The transcript has 19 exons. NCBI's taxonomy places the organism in Eukaryota, Haptophyta, Isochrysidales, Noelaerhabdaceae. Gene Ontology annotation, molecular function: ATP binding; aminoacyl-tRNA deacylase activity; tRNA binding. Bases 1 to 3024 code for a protein of 1007 amino acids. Gene Ontology annotation, cellular component: cytosol.